Quercus robur (English oak) is the source of this 1460-nucleotide messenger RNA. Its product is annotated as chorismate mutase 1, chloroplastic. Gene Ontology annotation, molecular function: chorismate mutase activity. Gene Ontology annotation, cellular component: cytoplasm. The transcript is spliced from 6 exons. The record is from RefSeq and is a predicted model, not a curated record. The coding region runs from base 234 to 1205 and encodes 323 amino acids. Gene Ontology annotation, biological process: chorismate metabolic process; aromatic amino acid biosynthetic process. NCBI's taxonomy places the organism in Eukaryota, Viridiplantae, Streptophyta, Magnoliopsida, Fagales, Fagaceae.
AAGUGUCACGUUGCGUGUAGGUGUAGGUGUAGCGUAGAAUGCCAACUCUCUCGACUCACCCAACACACCUACUACCCCUCUGUCCUCUCUCACUGUCUCACCCAAUCCCAAAGCACUAAAAGUAAAACUGGCCCAAACAACAUAACGUCCUUUGUCUUUGUCUUGGGUUUUACUUUUAACGGGUUUCUCUUUUCGUCGUUCCUUGCCGUCUAAGCUCUCUCUCUUUCUUUUCAAUGGAGGCCAAGCUGUUAGGAGUUGCCUCUCCUGCCAUUACAACUCCUUCUCGUACUUCCAGAUUUUCGAAACCCAUUUCCCCUUUUGUCCACCAGACCAGGCAGAAUCUCUCUUUCAGCUUCCGAGGUUCAAGCUUGUCCAAAAGAGGCAUUCAAUCUGUACAAGCUGCUGCGACUUCCACUGGAUCAUUGGCAAUAAAGAAAAGGGUGGAUGGGAGUGAUAACUUGACACUAGAGGGUAUAAGAAAUUCCUUAAUUCGACAAGAGGAUAGCAUUAUAUUUAGCCUUUUGGAGAGAGCUCAAUAUUGUUAUAAUGCAGAUACAUACGACCCUAAUGCUUUCUCCAUGGAAGGGUUCCAUGGCUCUUUGGUUGAAUACAUGGUUAAAGAAACUGAAAAGCUUCAUGCUCAGGUGGGUAGAUACAAGAGCCCUGAUGAGCAUCCUUUUUUCCCUGAUGACCUCCCAGACCCAUUGUUGCCACCUUUGCAAUACCCACAGGUGCUACAUCCUUUUGCUGACUCAAUUAAUAUAAAUAAGAAAGUCUGGGACAUUUAUUUUGGAGAUCUUAUCUCAAUAUUAGUCAAGGAAGGGGAUGAUGGCAAUUGUGGAUCAACUGCUGUUUGUGAUACGAUGUGCUUGCAGGCUCUGUCGAAGAGAAUCCAUUACGGUAAAUAUGUAGCGGAGGCAAAAUUUCAAGCCUCUCCAGACGUGUAUGAAGCUGCCAUUAGGGCACAGGACAGUCAAACACUGAUGGAUCUGCUGACAUACCCAGAAGUUGAAGAGGCAAUUAGAAAGAGAGUAGAAAUGAAGGCGAAAACUUAUGCCCAAGAGGUGACAAUGAGUGUAGAGGGAGAUGAAGCUGAACCAGUUUACAAAAUAGAGCCAAGCUUGGUUGCUGAUCUAUAUGGGGACUGGAUCAUGCCAUUGACAAAGGAAGUUCAAGUUGAGUACCUGCUUAGAAGAUUGGAUUGAAUGGUGUUCCAGUCACUUUCUCCCACUAUUUAUGAUAUAUAUUUUGUUUUUAGUACCAUAUAAGAUGAGAUGGAGAAUCAGAAACUCUUUACGGAUAGUGGUUUUCGAUGAUUGUCUUUGUAAUUAUUGUAUGUAAGAGGCUCUAAGAUGCAUUAAUAGUGAAUUUGUGAUGUAAAACAAGCAGAUAGAGUGAUGUGAAUUUUUAUUUCAAAUGAUAUAAAUUUCCAAAAUGGGUGCAGUUGGAAUUUAUUCAAA